This is a messenger RNA of Etheostoma cragini (Arkansas darter), 494 nucleotides long. RefSeq names its product spectrin beta chain, non-erythrocytic 5-like. The annotation marks the transcript as partial. The record is from RefSeq and is a predicted model, not a curated record. The transcript has 3 exons. NCBI's taxonomy places the organism in Eukaryota, Metazoa, Chordata, Actinopteri, Perciformes, Percidae. Gene Ontology annotation, molecular function: protein binding.
GACAACACAAGGGGUUAAAUUUUAACUUUCUGCUGCAGAACUUCCUGACUGAGUUGGCGAGUGGGCGUGGCCAGUUGGAUGACAUCAUCGGCGUGGCGGAGGAGCUGGUGAGGAGCCGGCACAGCAAGCAGAGGGAGGUCCAGGCCAGACGGAGGAGCGUGGCCAACAGGUGGGACCGGAUCCAGCAGCUGAAGGAGGAGAAAGGCCACGAGCUGCUGAGCACGGCGGACGUGCAGUCCUUCCUGCAGAGCUGCGCCGAGGCCAGAGCUCAGCUGUCCGGCCUGGACGGGGGGGACGGCGGGGACGGAGGCUGCAGCUCCUUCACCCUGCAGGCCCGGGAGAAGAUCCAGACUCAGACGCUCCGGGACAUCCAGACCCUGGAGGGCAAGAUCGCCUACCUGAAGGACGUCGCCCGGAUGAAGCAGGACUGCAGUCCCGCCGAGCGGGCAGCCAUCGUGGACGAGGUCCAGGGUCUGGAGGCCCUACUGCACCAG